AUGUCUGCCUCCGUGCCACCCUCUCAGCUUUACCUUCACCAGGCUCGCGAUAGCCCGAGCUCCAAGGAAUGCAUGGAUAUCUAUGACAAAUGGGCCGCAACAUAUAAUGCCGAAGUUGGAGACUCUGCUCAGUCAUACGUUGCUCCUGUUCUUGCCGCUCAAGCUGCUAUCAAAUACAAGGCUGCUAAAUCACCUGCUGAUAGCGUGAUCCUUGAUGCCGGAUGUGGAACUGGCCUUGUUGGACAAGCCCUUGCUAUCUCAGGCGCACGAGCAAUCGAUGGUAUUGAUUUGUCUCAGCCUAUGCUGGAUAUUGCACGCGAUACUGGUGCCUACCGAGACUUGGCCCAGGCUGAUAUGAACCAGCCAAUUGCACAGAAGGACGACACUUACGAUAUUGUAUCAUGCGUUGGUACUUUCACUCUUGGUCAUGUUGGACCCGACCCUGCCCUCAGGGAACUCGUCCGCGUUACCAAGCCAAAGGGUAUUGUUGUCGCCACAAUUCUUCAGCAGAUCUGGGCCCCCGGUGGGUUCGAAGCUGAGGUAGAGAAGUUGAGGGCAGAGGGUGUGGUGGAUGUUCUUUCCAAGGACUUGAUAGAUUAUGUAAAGGGACACGGCGACAAAGCAGUGCUGCUUAUCAUUCAAAAAUCCCAGCGCGCCUGA
Penicillium waksmanii is the source of this 660-nucleotide messenger RNA. RefSeq names its product class I SAM-dependent DNA methyltransferase. The record is from RefSeq and is a predicted model, not a curated record. NCBI's taxonomy places the organism in Eukaryota, Fungi, Ascomycota, Eurotiomycetes, Eurotiales, Aspergillaceae. The transcript has a single exon. The coding region runs from base 1 to 660 and encodes 219 amino acids.